Xiphias gladius (swordfish) is the source of this 4322-nucleotide messenger RNA. It is a transcript of the gene sec16b, whose product is annotated as SEC16 homolog B, endoplasmic reticulum export factor. The transcript is spliced from 25 exons. Bases 320 to 3205 code for a protein of 961 amino acids. The record is from RefSeq and is a predicted model, not a curated record. Lineage: Eukaryota; Metazoa; Chordata; Actinopteri; Istiophoriformes; Xiphiidae. Gene Ontology annotation, cellular component: endoplasmic reticulum exit site; ER to Golgi transport vesicle membrane. Gene Ontology annotation, biological process: Golgi organization; autophagy; COPII vesicle coat assembly.
CGUCCUCUACAUCCUCCCUACCGGCAACGUGGCAAGACGCAACACCUCAAAGAUGCGCUCCCCCCUCCUCGUGUAACCUACAGUCCGCGAACACGGAUCGUCCUGUCGAAAUGACACGGAGAGAGCCGCCAGCAGCCUGCUUGUUUCGUUUUUGGUUUUUACUUUUCGAAAUCAUAGCGGAGCCCGAAGAUUGACGUGAUUUCCUCUUUCCCUGCCCUGCGGGACUGCAGCUGUCAAACUCCUCAGGGCGUGCUCCACUGUUUACCUUCAGAUCACCGAAAAUACACGGGCUGGGAUACACAGUGCAAACACAACGGGGAUGAAGCAGUAUACACGGACAUACCCUGAAUGGUGUCAAGGCGGCGCGGGCUUGCGUGGAGGUGUCAUUAUGGAUCACAGAGGUCACCCCAGGCCCGAGUCUGGCCGUCACUCCCACAGAACGAAAGACAGAGAGGACUACCACUGGUAUUCUCAGCAGGACAGGGGCCAGAGCUAUCCACCACCGGACCCCAGAGAAUGGGACAGACACUGGGCUCAUCCUGAUCCCCGCUACAGGGCCAACUUCACCAAUCCUCCAGCCAGACCAGAGCAGUAUCCUUACAACUCCCACCAGUAUCCCUACGGCCAUGUUCGACCAGAACCCCAAAGACCCCAGUCCAGGCAUGGGUAUGACUAUCCACCCCACAGCCACUGGGACUACAGAGACAGCUAUGGUUAUUACGACCAUGACUAUUAUAGAGGACAGCGUGGGCGACAAGAUGCCAGCCAGUGGGGCCCGCAAGACUCAUGGAGAACAGACCGUUUCCAUGAAAGACAAUACAAGCAGGACCACUCAGGGAGCGCCCACUCAGAGGAGUACAGGUAUGACCAAGGGAGAGACAACUCCCAACAUUACCUCAAUGACUACGAGGAAAAUCUUUCCAGAGAGAAUGAAGAGGUUUCCUCUUAUCACCUUGGGACAUUAGAAGGCUCUAAAACCUCAGGGUUAUCCUCCAGCAGCUAUGAACUGAGUCAGUACAUCAAUGGAGCUGAACACAGUGACCCUGUUCUACAGCCUAUUCACACGUCUCAUGCAGAGCAUGGACCCGUGCAUCGGAUGUCAGCUCCUCUGAAGUACUCAAUCCCUCAUGCGGUAGUCAGCUUCGGACCUGCGGGCCAGCUGAUUCGGGUCACUCCAGGCCUAUCCACACGGGAAAACGUCAGCCUGCUGGAAAUCCACAGCCUGGAAGUCAUUCUGAGCGAGACAAAGGAACAGCAGGAGAUGAGAAUCUUCCCCGGUCCCCUAACUAGGGAAGAUCUGCACAAAGUGGACGCUAUAGAGUUUGCCCACCAGGAGGCAGGCGCCUGCAUGAGAGACGACGAGCUGCAUGAUAAGAGCUCCGCUGCCCUCUUGUGGAAUCUACUGAUACUGCUCUGCAGACAGAAUGGACAAUUAGUUGGAUCAGAUAUUGCAGAACUGCUGAUGCAGGUCUCACAUUCCAGUGGAAGCUGGGAGUCGGAUGCUCCCACGCUCAUUGACUUCAGUGAGAGCGCGACCGCUGAGGCGCCACCUCAAAAAGGAGAUGACCUGCUCACAGGACACUGGAGCAGCUUCAGCUCUGAGACCUCUGAGAAGGCCCUGCAGAACUACACCCGACUGCUGCUGGCUGGAAGAAAGAAGGAGGCCUUGGAGUCAGCUAUGAGCAGUGGCCUGUGGGGGCAUGCACUUUUUUUGGCCAGCAAAAUGGACAACAGGUCCUAUACCACUGUGCUGAACAGGUUUACAGGCCAGCUAACGGCCAGUGAUCCCCUCCAGACUCUCUUCCAACUGCUGUCUGGGAGAAUCCCCGCUGUAGCCACGUGCUGUGGAAAUGAAAAAGUGGUAGACUGGAGGCCCCAUCUGGCCGUCAUGCUCUCCAAUGAGACGGGAGAUCCUGCUAUCCAUCAGAAGGCCAUCAUCACCAUGGGAGACACACUCGCCUCCAGAGGCCUCAUACAUGCCGCCCAUGUGUGCUACCUGACAGCCAGCGCUCCCUUUGGGGCGUUCACACAGAAGGCAGAGAGGCUGGUGCUUCUAGGCAGCAGCCACAGGCAAUCUUUUAAAUAUUUUGCCAAAAACUCUGCCAUCCAGUGCACUGAGUUGUAUGAGUACUGCCAGACACUUGGGGACAAAUGCUUUUCAAUACCGUCCUUUCAGGUGUAUAAGCUUCUAUAUGCAUGUCGACUGUUGGAUUGUGGGCUCGCAGCUCAGGCCUUCCAUUAUUGUGAGGUGGUAGGACAGGCAACCCUCAGACAGAGGGAGCCUUUCUUUGUGCUGACUGGAGAGGUCAUUAAGCUGGCGGACAGACUGAGACACUCUGAGGGUCAGUUCAGUGAAGCAGGUGUUAGUGGAGCCGGGCAGGAACCUGACUGGCUGAGACAGCUGCGUGCUAGGCACCACAGUUUCCAGACGGGGAGUUACGACUGUACUGAAACAUACCAGCCAGCACCUGAGGGAUGUGCUUUGGCCCAUGAUGAUAGCAAAGCGUACUCAGAAUCUGGCUUGGAGGACCUAAGCUAUGACACCCAGAGUCCUGAGCCUGAACUCCUUUAUUACAGAGGCAGUGAGGAUCAAGAAAGCCUUGUGCAUCAAAUUGAAGGAAACACUGAGGAAAUGACAGCAUUAUCAUGGGACUCCAGAGAAGCUCAGGACUGGCCAUGCGCCAAACCUCCAGUUCCAGUAACCGCUUAUGCUCCCCAAAUGCCCACAGUGGCCGUGAGCCAAGACUUCAGUUACUAUAACACAGAUAAUGCUGAAGUCAGAACUGUCCCACUACAUUGUCCUCUGAGUAAUCUGCCAUCAGCAGCAGAGGGGGCUGGGUCGUCACCUGGAACAGGCAUGAUGGGGGGUCAGAUGCCGGAGGUUGACAUCAAUCACCAUGGACAAAACCAACAGAGCAUCCCACAAGGUUUAGAGUCCUCUGAGCAGACGAACGUGCCCCCUAAACAGAGCACCAAGAUCGGGUGGUUCAGUAGUUGGUUCAAACCAAAACCCAAUGACGUCCAAAAGGAGAGUUCAGAGCAGGGAGGCCCAGCUCAGACAGAGCUGCCACCCACAAUUGGCUUCUGUCCUCCUCCCCCACCUGCCAUGGUCUCUCGUGACAUGUUUCCAUCCCAGGCCUCCUCUGCUGGGAUCAAUCCCUUUUCAAGGAAAGCAGGCCAGCAGGUGGGGUCAGGAACCUUUUGAAGACCACUAGCCCGCACCACAGGAUCACUGACACCACUAAAACCAAAGUCAGGAUCUCACACCUUAACAGUGCCUGUACUGUAUGUCUAAUGAGAGCUUUACCUGAGCUUGGAGGAACUCCAAUAAGAUCACUACCACUCGCAUGGGCCCACAUUUCUUUUUUAAGGAUGCCCUUUCAAACCCCCACAGCUUGCCCACCAUCAUGUUGCGUGUUAGAUACAGAAAUACUCUGGAUGGACUGUCACAGUGAUUCCUAUUGCAGCGACCGAAACAGCUGAGGUGGGCUGACUGCAGGGAAAUUACCAGUGGAUGCAGGACAUAUCUGGGGAAAGGGUUAACUUAAUUAGCCCCAGUAACCAUGUCUGUAUGAGGGAUUUGACCGGGACCAUCAGUGCCAGCAACACUAAGUGAAGCUUCAGUGUGACAGAAAACGUUUAGGACAGUUGGUACAACUGUGACCACCUGUGUAACUGCCCACUUAGGAUCAGUGUCAUCAGACUCUCACAGCUCAGAUCAUUAUGUGAGCAAUAUUUGAUUAUUUUUACCAUCUGUAAAAUUGUAGUUUUAGUUUUAAUAAUAUAUAAGACUUCUACAGAAAAAAUGUAAGAGUGUGUAAGAGUCUCAUGUUGUCAUGCCGCCAAGAUGGAUGAUACCACAUGGUUGAGGCGGAGGGGGAAUUGGGAGAGACCUCAGGCAAACAGCCAACAUGUCCUAUACCCCCUACAGUACACCCUCAGCUAGCAGACAUGUUUCGGAUCAAACUGUUUAUGUGCUGUUGAUAUUUGCAAUGCCGUCAUCUGAGACAGUGCCUUAUUAUAGCCAUGAUAUAUAAAUGAUUGCGCGAUGACGAAGCUAGUCGAGGCUCUUUAAAAUGUAUGUAAAACACAUAGUAAUAUAUAGUCUUGGAAUAAAUUUUAGAAAAAUCUGUUUUAUAACCAUCACUUUGUAAACAUGUUUUGAUGUGAUUGAGAUUUUUUUACUCCUGUCAUAUGGCUUUGUGAUUUACGUAUUGCAGUGAAUGUGAAUGCUUUUUUGUACAACUGUACCAGCACAUGAACUGUAUCAAUUACCAGUAUAUCUGUGCAAUUCUGCCUCAGAGUAAUUUUUCAGUAUUAUA